GCGAUUUGAUCUUAACCGAGAAAGCUCAAGUUAACAUGGUUGACGAGAUUUUUAUCGGUCUGCAAAGUCAACCCAACAAAAAAAGGAAUUCGGAAUAGCAUCAGCUUAAGCUAUCAAAUUAACAUCUACAGUAUUUACAUCCAAACAAUGCUCAAACUCUUUCACAUGAAGCUCUGCUUGAUCAUCUAACGUUUUAAAAAUAUCGAUAAGUAAAACUCUGCUGCAUGGAUCUUGUUCAUCUUGGUCCAACUCCACGUUGCAACCCAUAUAUAACAAUCGGUCUCCUAAUAUCUGUCCUAAUACUUCACAUUUUCGACGCCAGGAUUGCAUCCAGCCUGGGAGAUUGUCUCGGUUAACCAACCUGAAUCGGUUUUCAUAGUUUUAAAUUUGAAAUGUGAAAAAUAUUAUAAGUGGAAUAUAUUAUAUACAAAUAGUCUGUCUAUAUGUUAUUUUUAGAUUUUCUUACCACAACUUGGUUUUACGUACUUUGUGAGUUGUCCUAUUGCAUGAGUGGGUAUACAUAUAUAUUUAUAUUGUGAUUGUUGAGCUAAAAAAAUGACAGACAUUAUAUAAUCUGCGGGUAUAUAAAUAUAAUAUAUGUUUUGCUCAUGAAGAACACACACGACAGGGUUGCAAAACUUAUCAACGCCAUUAAAUCGAACUCAUCCCUUGCUGGUCUCUAUGGGAUCUUGGCGGAUAUCCAGCACUUAGCUUCAUCUUUUGAAUGUAUUUCUUUUAUUUGGAUCUCACGAGUGAGAAAUGUAGAAGCAGAUUUGUUAGCAAAGCAGGUUUUGUCUGCUGAACUAGCCUUAAUGGCUGCACCUACCCUGGCUUGAUUGAAUUAAUAUAAGUGUGUUUC
Messenger RNA from Eruca vesicaria subsp. sativa (arugula), 859 nucleotides. The record is from the annotation of a GenBank genome assembly. Lineage: Eukaryota; Viridiplantae; Streptophyta; Magnoliopsida; Brassicales; Brassicaceae.